UUGUUUAUUAAAAUAACCCUAAAAAUAUGUACCGAAAACAAAAGAAACGACCCCAGAAGGCUCUCAACCCCAUUGAUGAAAACACCACUAUUAAAAUACCUCGUAGGGGAGACAAUACCACAAAUGUAUCUCUGGAAUCCAAUUCUGGCGAAAGCGAGGAGAAUAUUCCUCAAUCCCAAGAGCACACCCAGCGCUUUCUUUCGCAGCAUAGCGUCAUUUUAGCCGCAACUUUGGGCAGAACUCAAUCCUCCGGCAAGCAUCCUUUAUCCCUUUCUCGGCAGCCCAACAACUUCUUUGAGCUUGUUCUUACCCGAGCGGGCGUCCAGCUGGACCAUGGUGAAAGUCUGAUCCUGGCCUGUGACCAUGUCACAAUUGUGGCUAAGCUGCGGGAGAUAUUCUUGACUGCCACCUCCUAUACCGACAAAUUGGAAACUUUUAAAACAGGACUGAAAGCAGCCUUGGCGCCAAGGUCGAAACUGGUGCAGAAACUCCUUUCUGGAUGCACUGUGGAUGCUGCAGGGGAGGAGCAGAUCUACCAGUCACAGAACAGCAUGUUCAUGAACUUCCUAAUGAUAGACUUUCUACGGGAGCCUUGUCUGGAAGUGCUUCUGAACCAAAUCGAGGAGGUGGCAACAGCGGAUAAAGUUGUCACCGGGAAAGCUGCCAUUUCGAUGCCUCUUUUGCCGCUAAUGCUGUCCCAGCUGCGGUACCUUACUGCCUCACACAAGGUAAAGAUCUAUCCGCGCAUCGAGGGCAUCUUCAACCGGGCCACGGCUACGGCUAAGCUAGACAUUAUUGCCAAUGCUGAACUGGUGCUGGAUGCCAGUAUGCACGAUGAUUUUGUCAAUCUUCUCAUAAUUACCUAUUCGAAUACAGUGGAACUUUUUCACAUGACCACAGUGUACACUCUUGGUAACCUGUCGCUUUCAGAAAGUCUACAGACUAAGUUGCGCAGGCGUAUUUUUGAAUAUGCCACAAGCGGGGACUGUUCCGAUAUGACCUUGUCGCACCUGGUGAAACUUUUGUUGAAUAGUCUAAAGUUAGACACAGAUGAAAGUGUUAAAGAGUUGGUCAUCACGCUUCGGGAUAUAUUUAAUUGGAGACACAUGAAUAAUAAGGAAGAUAGCUCUCCAUUGGUCAAUGACAAAAAGUCUCAGCUAGAACUUUUCGGUUUUCUCGAACUUGGUUUGAUUCGAUCUAAGAAGUUUUACCAAAUGUGGCAGAAAACUAUUGCUGGCUUGCCGGCUCAACACUUUAGCUCUUUGGAUCUGAUCGUGCUGUUAUUGUUGAUACAUGUUAAUGAAGACCAUUCAUUGUAUAUAGAAAAUAUUAUUCGCCGGCGAGUUAAGCUCGAGCACAUCACAGUAAACAUUUUGGAAGAGGUGAAACUACACUAUUCCCAUGUUUUGGAGCUGCAUAUAAGCACUCUAAUGAAUAUCCUUCAUGACUUUAUGCGAGAAAAGAACAAAAUUGUGUCUGACUUUGCCAAGUCCUCUUACAGUAUAUUGUUUAAGAUCUUUAGCUCGAUUCAAAAGAAUAUUUUGAAGAAGCUACUAGAGCUCACAUGUGACAAAUCAUCGCAGCACCUCACGACUAUGGCUCUGGAACUGCUUCGGGAGUUGCAGCGGAAGAGCACUAAAGAUGUUCAAAAUUGUGCUCCUCUCUUGCUUCCGAUGCUAGACAGGCUCAGUGAUUUUACUUUAACUCAGACCCGGUUGGCCAUGGACCUGCUAUGCCAUGUAGCCUUUCCGGAUCCUAAGCAAUCGGGUUGCCUGCAGCUUCAGGAGCAAAUCGAUAUGAUAGUAAAAAAGCAACUGAUCAACUCAACCGAUCGUGUGAAAAAACAGGGAAUCAUUGGAUGUGUGCAGCUUAUCGAUGCCAUGGCCAGAAUCGAGGAGGAGACAAUGAAUGAUAACGAUUCCCUUGCGAGUGUGGAUAAUGUGGAUGCCUUGCCUCCUGGACGCGUCAAAGUGGCAGCAAACUUUAUAACUAGAACAGAGGCUUCAAUUGGAAACUGUCCCGAGUCCUUAGCGCUUUUCUAUGAAGAGCUGGCAACUGUCUUUAGUUUGCGAUUCGAUGGAAGCUUCGUUUGUGAUCUGGACAAACAAUUCAUUGCUUGGGCCUGUGAUGUGAUGACCUUUCGUUUUCAGGCCAGCUUUGUCACAGGAGACCACGCACAGACGAUUAAGGGCAUUCAACUGGAAUACCAGCUCAACAUCAACGAACUGGAUGAUAGGAAUGCUGAAUCGGAAUCCGAAGUUCUCAGUAUUGGCGUAAACAUAUCCAAACUGGUUUUGUCUCCCAACUCCAAAGCCUACGACUCCGUAUAUGUCUUGGCCCCUUUAUUUAAUUUUGUAAAAGUACUGACAAAUCGACGUCAUCAUUACAGUUUGGAGCAUAUCAAUGCUCUGCUUGGCUGUGCUAUUGUGCUGCCCUCUUUCUUCAAGGACGAAAACUAUCUGGCCAUUUUUGACAACUUUGACGGGGACCAGCAGAAAGAUAUAUUAAACAUUUACUUCCACACGGUGAACUGGAUGCGAGUGACAAUCAGUGCAUUUUCAUCGCAACGCGAAGAAGCCACUCGACGCCGCGUUCUUCUGCGGCUAUUCGAAUUGAUCCAAAUCGAGCAGAGGAUCAAGCCACUUCUGGCACGAGCGCCAUUCGACUACCAGGCUCCAUCUUACCAGUUUUUAACCAACGCAAAGCACCCUGUUUCUCACCAGAAACGCCAAGUGGGAAAAUCUGGAGCCAAGGCUAACUCAACUGCAAUCGAUCCAGACGCUACAGUAAACCAAACUACCAUCGCGGACUAUACAAUCAAAGUGGGGCCUUGCAAGACCGUCAAAACCAAGAUAGACUUUGAACAAAUGUAUGGACCGAAAGAAAGGUUUAGACCCAUGGAAGUGGGUAUCAUUAUGUUGUUGGUGGAGCAAAAGUUCCUUCUCAAUUACCCGCUUGAGGAUGAGCAAGUGGGAGAAUUUUUGGGGCUUUCAGAACUACGCUUCCUUCUCGAAGACAUUGUUCAGAAAUUGGAAGCUGCAGUCAAGGGUCAGCAGGACCCUAGGGACACUGACAGUCUUAGACCUCAUCUGGCUAAACCAGAGGAUUUCCUUUAUGACUUACUUCCUUGCCUGAUAGAGGUCAACAAUCACCUCAAAACACUGGCCGAAGCAAUUGAUGAGGAGCUCACAAAAGUGGGCCACGUGUACAGCAACCUGGAUUUGUUUAAGGAACGGUUCAACUAUAUAAAAAGUUGCUUUGGCUUGUGCAUCCGCCUGUUUGCUCUGUACUUUUCUUGGAACGAAUGGACCGAUAAGUCACAAGCCAAGCGGCUUCACAAAUUAUUGAUAAAGCUACAACCCCAGGAUCAACAAAAAAGAUGCGAAAAAAAAACUAUUGCUCAGUUAACUACCAUGACUUUCGAAUACUUUUUAAAGUAUGAAAAGUCGGUAUUGAAUCUUAGUACGGCAGUGCAACUUCAUCGACUGCUGUGCCGUUUGCUGAAGGUGCAAAGUAUGCAGGACCAGGCCAGACAGCCUCUACUUGAGCAGGCCGAAGAGACGAGAUUACUGUGUGACAAGUUCUUGAGACGUAAAUGGUUCCAUUUUUCUGGUACUUUGGAUAAGGGAGCACAAUGUAACAUAUAUUUGGAUGAAAUAAUUAAGGGCUUCUUUAAAAACUCCACCUUCAAACGGCAGAACGAGCUCCUCGGUGAGCUGAUCAAAGAAUGCAGCAUUCUCAACACAAAGGACAAAGCUUUGAAUUCUUUUCCUAACUUUAAAAAGGCCAACUUUCCAUUGCUGUUUCGAGGCCUCUGCGAAGUGUUGAUCCACUCGUUAAGUGCUCAGGUCAGCGUUAGAAGUGAAGGGGAUCGCCUUAAGUUGUGGGAGUCCACAGUGAAUUUACUUAAUGGGCUGCUGCGGAUUAUACAGCUUGUAGAGCAGCCCCGAAACUUUGGACUAUUUAUUAAACAUUCACAACUAUUCCUCAAGCUAUUACUCCAGCAUGGUAUGACUGUGCUGGAAUCUAUCGUGCGGGAAGAUCCCGAAAGACUUACCAAGUUCCUACAUGAGCUGCAAAAAAUCACAAGGUUCCUGCAUCAACUGUGCUGUCAUUCCAAGUUUAUAAAAAACACAGCCAUUAUCAGUUAUAUUCCUUCCCUCCGAGAGACCAUAGAAACCCUAGUCUUUCGUGUGAAGGCACUACUGGCUGCCAACAACUGCCACUCUGCCUUCCAUAUGGGGAAUAUGGUUAAUAAGGACCUGCACGGGGACUCUAUCAUAACACCAGUUGGCUCUUUCGUUGACGAACAGAACAGCGACGAGGAAAUACCUGAGGAUGAUGCCAGUGUGGAUGAGACUGUCUUGGGCGAGGAAAUGACAGCGGUUAGCGUCAGCACAAGACCCAGUGAUGACAGGCGAAGCAAAUCAUCUUCACGCAGCAAAUGUUUUUAAAUAUUCUGAUAAUUGUCCAUAAAAUAUAUCCUAACCGACACAAAAACCAAACUGUUUUAUUAAAU
This is a messenger RNA of Drosophila bipectinata, 4519 nucleotides long. It is a transcript of the gene Fancd2, whose product is annotated as Fancd2. The record is from RefSeq and is a predicted model, not a curated record. Gene Ontology annotation, biological process: double-strand break repair involved in meiotic recombination; interstrand cross-link repair; homologous chromosome pairing at meiosis. Lineage: Eukaryota; Metazoa; Arthropoda; Insecta; Diptera; Drosophilidae. Gene Ontology annotation, molecular function: DNA polymerase binding. Gene Ontology annotation, cellular component: condensed chromosome; nucleus.